Messenger RNA from Capsaspora owczarzaki ATCC 30864, 1558 nucleotides. RefSeq names its product COBW domain-containing protein. The coding region runs from base 69 to 1502 and encodes 477 amino acids. NCBI's taxonomy places the organism in Eukaryota, Filasterea, Ministeriida, Capsasporidae. Gene Ontology annotation, cellular component: cytoplasm. The transcript has 3 exons. The record is from RefSeq and is a predicted model, not a curated record.
CAGCACCACAAACAUGUCCCGCUCACUCUUGUAUUUUGUAGCAUUUGUGUCAUUACUUAAGGGUUCCAAUGCAGCUCAAUGACGAUGAUGACUGCCCAAUGCUGGUCGACGCUGGGCUGCUGAGCCUUCCCUCACCCAAUACGCCUGCCCCGUCUGCGUCCACUGCUUCCACUGCUUCAACUGCUUCAGCGACUUUAACGUCAACGCAUUCGUCUUCUGUCGCUGCGGCGUCCAGAGUGCCUGUUACCAUCAUCACGGGCUUCCUCGGCGCUGGCAAGACCACGCUGAUCAAGCGCUUGCUCACGGACGAUCAUAAUCGACGCAUUGCUGUGAUUGUCAACGACUUUGGAGACACAUCCGAGAAUAAUAACGAGAAUCUGGAGGCCCCAUUGACUGUCGGCGAAAAUGGCCAAUUGCUGACAGACGAAUGGAUGGAACUCCGGAACGGCUGCAUGUGCUGCUCGUCCAAGGACGCUGGCGUGUCUGCCAUCGAGAAACUCAUGGAAAAGAAGGGACGCUUUGACCACGUUCUGCUUGAAACGGCGGGACUCGCCGACCCUGGGCCGAUUGCUGCCAUGUUUUGGAUUGACGACGAUGUGGAGAGCACCUUGGCUCUCGACGGCAUUCUCGCAGUGGUGGAUGCCCAGCGCUGUCUCCAACAGUUGGCACAAAGUCCGUCCACUUCUACAUCGGCCAAAGGCUCUUCUGCAGAUGUGGCUCGACCACAGGCAAUCAAUGAAGCCGUACGGCAGAUUGCGCUUGCCGACAGAAUCAUCCUCAACAAGACCGAUCUCGUUUCGCCCGAAACGCUAGCACAAGUGCUCGACGCCAUCACCAUCAUCAACUCUGCUGCCACUGUCAUUCAUGCUGUUCGAUCCGUCGUUCCCGUGGACUUUGUGCUUCGUGGCACGGCUGAUUUCGAUCCCGACAUGCAGGCGCAGCGUGUCGCGGCGCUCGAGUCCUCGCUCAAGCACAGCCUGACCCAUGGUGGAGUGCACGCCCCCAACGCUGAUGGCACUAGCGCGUCGGCUUUCUCGGGAGUUUCGACUGUCACUUUGGAGUUUGAUGCCUCGUGCCCCGUGCUAUCACUUUCAAACUUUCACCGCUGGAUUCAGCUUUUGUUGUGGGAGCAGACGUUGCACGUCCAGUUUCCACAGUUUGCCACUCACGUGGAAGAGCACGACGACCAGGACUGCGAAUGCACAGACCAUCAUCAUCACGGCCACGGUCAUGGCCAUUCUCAUUCUCAUGAGCAACACCGAGCAGCACCUCUCGUCGAGCAGCAGCCACCAAUGGAGAUUCUUCGAUCCAAGGGCAUCAUCUAUCAACUCGAUUCCCCUGUUCAACUCACCCUCCAAGGUGUGUGCGAAACCUACGACGUUCAACCCGGCCUCCCUUGGCGGGACUCGCUCACCAAAGCCACGCGUUUGGUGAUUGUCGGACGGUAUCUGAAUCCUACUUUGUUGCGUCAGAGUUUUGUUGCCAUGUGCUGCACAAAGUAAUCGAGAUAGUUAACGCAAGGUGCUCUCAAACAAAAAAAAAUCAUUGUGUUUUGAAC